Molecule: messenger RNA, 1715 nt
Organism: Gorilla gorilla gorilla (western lowland gorilla)
Lineage: Eukaryota; Metazoa; Chordata; Mammalia; Primates; Hominidae
Gene: SMIM45
Product: small integral membrane protein 45
Exons: 3
Coding region: 377-682 (101 amino acids)
Source: RefSeq, a predicted model, not a curated record
ACAGGUCCCACCUCCUGCCAUCCUGAGAGUGGGGGCUAGGGGGAAGGGUCUCUGAUGGGCAGGGAGAGGUACCAGGGUGCUGAGCCAGUCCAGGACUGCCCCCUCCUGGCCCACUCAGAGCCCCCGGGUGUGAGAAGCUGGUCUCCCAUGGGUAGCAUUGGCCCUGCCCUAUCUCUGCCUCCAGCACCCAGGGCGGCCGCAGAUGGCAGUGUCUCUGGGGACAGCAGCUGCGAAUGAGUCCACGGGCCGACGCUGAGCUGCUCAGGCUGAGGCGGUGUGCUCAGCACAGAGCCCCCGGAACUGGCAUCUGCAGGGUGUGAGCUCCCCUCACAGGCCCACCUGGGAGUAGAGAGACAAGAGGAGCUGGAGUUUGGAGAUGGAGGUCAGAAGAGUGAGGGCUUCUCUCCGACCUACCUGGAGUUCUUUCCAUCCAUCCCCCUGCUUCCCUCCCCAGAAGCAAGCCAAGGCCGCCGCGAUGCCGCACUUCCUGGACUGGUUCGUGCCGGUCUACUUGGUCAUCUCGGUCCUCAUUCUGGUGGGCUUCGGCGCCUGCAUCUACUAUUUCGAGCCGGGCCUGCAGGAGGCGCACAAGUGGCGCAUGCAGCGCCCCCUGGUGGACCGCGACCUCCGCAAGACGCUAAUGGUGCGCGACAACCUGGCCUUCGGCGGCCCGGAGGUCUGAGCCGACUUGCAAAGGGGAUAGGCGGGCGGCACCGGGCGCCCUCCCCCAGUCCGCCCCGCCCGCCCAGCCCGGAGACCCCCAAGGCAGAGGGAGGCCUGCCUCUUGGCCCUCCACGCUAUCCCUCUGCAGCCUGGGCCCUCGCGACAGAGGCCCCAGGUGCGCUGGCAGUGGAGGUGGGGCACUUAGGUGCCUGGCUGGCCCAGGGCUUGCUCUCCGUGUCAAGCCGACUCACCCAGAGCCCAUCCUCCCAAGCUCAGGGGCAUCCUCCGCUGGGCCCCAGUGCCUUCGUGCUGCGCAGCACUCUGCCCUCCACUGGACUCAGGCAUGUCGAUGGCUGCCUGUCCUGAGGCUCCCGAGCCCUCAUUUCUUCGUGAAGUCCCCAGCUCCCCUGCCUCCACUCAGUGGCAUCGGCCCUGCAGCUUUAGGCGGGUCGAAGCCAACCCAAGGAAAGAACCUAAGAACCUCGUUUGGAGGGAUGUCAGCUUGGGGCAGCCCAGCCGCACCCCGCGGGGCUCAGGCUUGGAACUGGUGAGGGUGUGGUGGGGAUAUGCAGAGGGGUAAGACCGUGGUAGAGGAGAGGGUUGGGGAGGAGAGAGAGAGAGAGAGUCUGGGGGCAGCGGGCAAGCAUGGGGAGAUGAGAUGUGUAUAUGUGAGAGACAGCGUGGGGGCCCCAGGCAGGGCAGGAGGUGGUGGAAACGGGGUGAACUCCGUGGGCCGUGUGAGGACUGUCCAUAGUGGGUCCCAACCCCCUCCCUCUGCUGGAGUUUCCUAGCCCUUCCCCCUCCCCAAGACUGAGGCAGCAGGCAGGAGCCCCUGCCCUCCCUCCGUGUCCUGUGCCACACUUCUGGGGCCAAACCCAGCCCCCUUGAGCCAGGCCCUGCCAGACUCCAAGCCCACCCUAGAACCCUCCUCCUGUGUGGAGACUCUGUUGCCCCACUUUGGACACAGAUUGGCAACCUGCCUCACCCCGCCCCCCUUCGCUGGGGCUUCCAUCUUAAUUUAUUCUCAAUAAUAAAGACUUCAUGAUGAUCUC